UACAAAAUCAUGGAAUGGAAUAUUAACUUGGACUAAUUAAUUUGAUUUUGUGCGUGAAUAUGAAUAUUAAAUUGUGCAUGGCCAACGCAAAGCAAAAUAUAAGAGGAGCGGAAUGAUUAUAAAUUAAGCUUGGGCUCUGGCUUCGAAAGUUCGAAAAAUUCCGACGACUUCGAUCAAUUUUAUUAAGGUAUGAUUGUAUCCAGUUUAUUGACAUUUCAAAUAGAAAAUCGAAACGUCGCUACAAAAGUUUCCAUUCGCACUUACAAAAAUCUCAAAAUGUGCCAAAAAUUGUCAAAUGUUUACGAUCUUAUUUAUCCUAGUCCGGUAACUCUGAAAGAGAUUGCAUCCACCGCAGUAGCAAUGAAAUUAUUACGCCAGAGAGUCAAAGAAUACUUGUCGAGUAAUACUAUGAGUGACCUGUAUCUUGAACAUUUUGACAUUUUUGACUCACGUCUCCCGAAAAAUUCAUUGCGGAACGUAUUUCCUCAUCUGCCAUCUACAGUUCUUCGCAUGGUUGAAAAGUGUUACGGUAAACUUCAAUACUCAUUAGGUAGUUGGACUGGGGACAGGGCCAUCGUGGACGUUUGGCUUGAAAUGGAUUAUAUUGCUUGCACAUUUAACGGUAAUAUUCAUCAUGAUAAAAUUGCGAAACGAGUGGUCCUCUGCGAAGAAGUUAGUAAUGAAAUCAAGUUUAAGACUGCUUGCAGAUUCUGUUUCGAAGAUGAUAUAGUACGAAUUUGGCCAUCUGUAUCGGAACACUUCAACUUGAGUGAUAUUGAUUUUAAUGAACAACCUUUAUUGUAUUACUGGAUUUGUCGCAUGAAGAAUGAAUUACAUAAAAUACCCUUAUCAGGUCACGAUUACGCUGAUUUCGAUGAAAGACUCCUUCAAAUUCUUGGUUGUAGAAUUAAAAAUUGGCCCUCUGUCGAGUAUUUCUGGAAUCGUUUGAAGCUUAAGGAAAGUCGAAUAGAAAACGCAGUUCAUUUACUUGUAUUCAACGCGCAUGUAUUCUGUAGAUAUAUACUUGCAAGGUUGAGUAAAGAAGAAUUUGAUGCAUUGAUGGCUCUGAAAGGUAAUGAAAUAAUGUUCUUAUUAUUGAGAGAUACGUAUAAUAUCGAUGAUGAACCAGGUGCUAGACGUAGUACUGAAAGACUUUGUAUUUUAGCAGCAUGGAAAUUUAUCAGACAUAAUAUAAGCGAUGUAGAUUUUAUUCGCUUUGCUAAGCAGAUAUUCCGGUUCCAAACUGAAAACUCUCGUCAAAUUCUAAAUGGCCAGUCUUUCUCUUAUGAGUUUUGGAAUAAUACCCCUGAUCAUUUGAAACAGUUGGUAAUCCGAGAUUGUCUAGUUGAUCGUUCUUUGUUUGUGAAGCAACCCGCUGAUCCAUCUGAUAGAUAUGUCUGGUUAUUAUUGUGUGUGCUAAAGGAAAUUCCCUUCGAAGCCAGAAGCACUUUUUGGCGUGAAAAUUGGGAUAUUUUGUUUCGUGGAAUAAGAAAAGAAGAUUUACAAGAAUUACUCACACUUUGCUGUAAGGAUAACGACGAAAUUAUUCUGUUCAAAGAAAAUCAUUUGUCUGGAUACGAAAACGUUAGAUCACAUGGCUUGAUGUACAUGGAAGAUACGCGUUUGCAGGAGUUAGAUGAAUUUCUCAAUUUCUGUUGCCGGGAAAAGGAAACCAUUUCAGCGUUCAAAGUGAAAUUAUUGAAUGAGUACAUGAAUUCUCUUCAUGAUCGUUAUCUUGUAGAUAGGGAAAUUUUUUCAUUUCAUGAUUUUAUUAUCAAAGCUCAUUCGCUGAGUUUAUUCAUCAAUGAAGUCUUUAAUGACGUCCAUCUCGCUGCUGAUUUCAAACAUAAAAUUCUGUUGGCACCCAGAACGACCAGAACGUUGUGUAAUUGGGUAGUUAGCAACUUUAAACUGGAGGACCUAAUGCAAUUUGUCGAUAUGUUUGUAAUACCUGAGCAAGCGGUUGAUUUCAAAGAACAUCACUUUUUGCCUGCCCUUGUGAAUUAUCUUUCAAACGGAUCUGAUUUCAGUUUCGCAUUCGAAAAUGCUGGAUUUCAAAGGUUUAUGGAGUGGUGUUUAGGCAGUGAGGAAAAAAUUGCGGAAUUCAAAGGAGCGUUGCCUUUAUAUGAAAUUAUUCACCACGUAACCGAAAAUGAAGAAGAAAUAAAUCUUUACUCGUAUGAAUUAAAGGAUGAGAGGAGUUGGGGACGAAAGCGAUUAAAAUGUUUAUAUCCUGACCUCAUUAAAUUUUUGGAAUGGUGUUUAUCUUCUCCCGAAGAAGUUGAAGAGUUUAAAAAAAGAGUUGUUUGGUUUGAAACAUACGCCCCAUAUUUAUAAAAUUGUCGUUCGUUUCUUUUAUAAAUAACAAGCAAAAUUACCUGCCCUUCGGGCAGGGAAUAGAAUUUGAUAAUGUACACCGUAUUGAAGUAACCUUAAAAUUUUGUUGAAGAUAUGUAGUACAUAUAUAAUAAUGGAAGAAAAUCUCGCAAAAUAUCAUACAGUUAAUACUGAGAAAUUAUAAAAAAUUGAUAUUUUUUGACAUUUUUGUCAGUUUUUGGCUACAUUUUAAAAUUUGUGAUUUCAUCGUAAGGUCCAUUUCUCCUGGACGAAUCCCAAAUUUGGAUGGCAUUUUUGAAAAUCCAAAGUCCAUUGGACCAUAUCUACCUUCCAACUUCAGUCUAUAGUCAAAAUUAAAAAUUGUGCAAUUCGAAUCGCAGAAAUGAAUCGCGAAUUAAUUUUGAAUCGGAUUCAGAAUCAGACUCUAAAUCGUAUUUAGAACGAAAGUGAAUCGUUGUAGUUAAAUCGCAGCAUCACAAUCAACUUUUUCUUAUAAGUUUACCCAUCUUUCCAAUCGCUAAGUGCAAGUCAUUUUGUAGCCUCCAUCGAUUUUUAAAAAAAUUUCAGAUCCUUCAGCAGAUUUUUGACAUUUUAAAUUCCCACAAAAUUUCAUCAAAUGGAUUUAGAAAGCUAAAAUUCAAUAUGCAAACUAAUUUCAAUACCCUACGUAAAUCUAGUGCAAGUGCUUCCAACUCGUUUUGAAGCUAGUUAAUUUUUGAUCCUUCAAGGUCAACAUACACGAAACUAUAGGGGAUAAACUUUGAUCAGACCUCCCUCCCCUUGAAAAUGUUUUGCCAGACUCGACGAAAUCAUUAAGUUUUGUGAAUUUUAAAGGGAUUUUUAUUUACCAGAAAAGAAAUGUUUUUUUUACUUCUCGAAAUACAAAAUUUUGAGAGCUUUUGCCCUGGUUGGGUCUUUUAGCUUAUGGUUUUUAAAACUGAAAUUUCUACAAAAAAUCACUCAAAUUUUUAAAUUUUCAAGCCAAAAAAUUGAAUUUUUCCCAAAUUUAUUAUUUAUUCAAAUUCAAAAAAAUAGAUAAAUAAAUUUCUCACAUAGAAAUUUUUUUUACAAUUCUGAGAUCUCACAUAGACAUUUUUUUUACAAUUCUGAGAGCAUUUACCCUCACUUUGUUUGGGUCUUUUUGCUUUCGUUUUUUAGAACUGAAAUUUCUAUUUUCAAGCCAAAAAAAUGAAAUUCUUCCCAUAACAAAAACAUUGUUCUUUUCAUUAUCAAAAUUAGAAUGUUCAAAUUCAAUAUUGCAUCUUUUCUGCCAUGCAUAGUGGUGCAUCUAUUCAUGAGAUUAGGGCAAGAUUAGCAUUUUACCUACAUAAAGGCAACUUGGCAAUUUUUAUCAAGUUUCUUGUAGGUAUUGAAAUUGGUUUUAUGCAAGGUGUAAAAAUUUUAAGUUGACAAUCAAAAAAAAAAUCUAACCAUUUUGGAUAGGUAUACUUAUUACAUUUCCCUUUUUUAAACUGAUUUUUAUGCAAGGUGUAAAAAUUCCAAAUUGACUAAGUAAAAAAAAAAAUUGAAGUUGAAGAGAUAUGAUUGGCCAAUGAGCUCACCCAUACUUUUCGAGUUUCUUCAGGAAUAGAUUCACCUUCGAUCUCCUUUUCUCUAAGUACCUAUGUUAAAAAUUGAAGCUUUGAUGAUUUUGCAAAAUGCUUAGCAAAUCGGAAAUAUUCGGCAGCGAAAUGAAAGCUCAAAGAUAUUCGUGACGUCAUCAAAACUUUUAAGCUUAAUUACAGCUUUUUAAGGCCUCUAAUCGCGAAAAAAAUUCCAGUACAACCAUCUACGCAUCACGCUGAACAUUUUGAGUAUUUUUUCAAAAUUUUCCGUCCAGCCGUUUUGCAGUGAUUGCGUUACAAAGAAAACACCACUUCAAUUUAUUAAGUAGAUACAAUUUUUUUACUUUUUUUUUUAAAGAUGUAACCUCAUAGUAAGUUCCUUUUUAUUUUGUAUUUUGAAUCUUCUUUGUUUUUUGUGAAUAAAAAAAAUAAAAUGAAUUUUAAAAUGCGCCAGGUACAGCUAAAAGAAUUAAUAAUAAUAUUGAACCUAGUAGUAGGUAUACCUAGCAUAUUUCAAAUGUAACCACAAAAUUUAAUUCAACACAUGCAUGGUAUUCACGUAUUUCUUUCAUUAACGUUGAAUUAAACCUGCUUUGUGCUUAUCGUCUUCCAUUAAAAAUCAUAUUUUAACCAACAAUGAUUUCAUUACUUAUACAAAUUUUUAAUAAGGUUUCUUCGCUGAAAAUAAUUAAAAAUAACGAAAUCAAAAUGAAAUUAGGAUUUUAUAAAAUUUUACUAAAUAUCAAAAUCUUAAACAUGAAGUAAACAAUAUAACAUCGUAUUAUUAACAAAAUUAUAAUACACCAAUUUUAUUUUUAACUAGAUGAAGUGAGGGAUGCAUUCCAUUUUGAAUAAAAUUCUCCAUAAAUAUUUAUUUCAUUGAAUAAAGAUUUUUUGAAACUAUAUAGGUACAUUUUUCAAAAAAAGCUUCAUGAGAUCGCAGAAAAUAAUUAAUGAAUGGGGACAUUAACAUUAUCUAUAUACGUACUAUCUGCUCUUGAAAAAUUCAUACAAUGGGUGGAAAGUAGGUAGGUACGUACCAAAUGUUUCGAUUUUUUGAUUUCGAUGGCACGAUCAUGAGGUGAACAGCAAUUUUGAUUUGAAGAGGACUUAAUUUUGUAUACAUUUGACAGAAAUUGCAUGAAAAGUGUUUAAAACGUGUUGUUAAAACUACCAAUAGAAAUUUCCGAAAUCACUAAUCAGAACAAAAAUGUUGUCUAAAUUAAGCUAAAUGUAAGAAAAGUAGCAUAAAACUUGACUGAAAUGGCCUAAAAAACAUGAAUAAAGGUUUAAAAUUUUAAAAAAGAUGAAAUUCGAGUAAAAUUUGAAAAAAAUGAGGUACCUGAUUUGUAUAAAACAUUGUUGUAAAUUACCAAAAAAAUAACGGAACUCAAUGUAGGAAAAAUUUGCAAAAAAAAUGCAUGAAACUGUGUCAAAAAUGCGUUAAAUUAAAAUAAAGAUGAUAUUAAAACACUAAAAGUAGCAUUGAAAUCUUGGGAAAUUAUUUUUAAAAAUAUGUAGCUAUGCGAUGAAAGUUCAGAGAAUUUUUUUUUUUUGGGGGGGGGGGUUUGUAAUUACUUGAUUAUUACACCCGUCGUGUGAGAUUUAGAUCGAGUUGGUAAGGUCAAGUUUUUCGAUUGGACAGAUAUAAGUUCUGACAUGCAGAACUGGCAUGUGGGUUUUGGGGCCUUUUCAUGGAGGUGAUUGUGUGUGAUUUUUGUGUUGCCAAUUCUCAAUCUGGUUAUAAUGAUUUCUUCAAGUCUGUUUAAGUGGGGGAGGUUUUUCCAAGGAUGGACUGAUUUUUUAUGUUGAAAGAGCUUGUUUGUGGUGUGGAGGGACCAAAAGUUUUGCCAUUUCUUAAGUGUGCUUUGGGUGAAGAUAGACUUGAGGUCGUCAGCUGUGAUAAAUGUAAGGGGAGAAAGGGUGGUGGCAGAUUUUGCAUUAAUAUCUACAAUUUCAUUUCCCAAGAUUCCAACGUGGCUGGGUUAAUAUGAGGAGCUCAUUGCAAAAAUAGCCCUUGUCAGUUGUCACUUUGAAAAAAAAACCGGGAAGGUUCUUUUCUUCACUGCAUUGUAUGGAUGCAUCAGUAACUAGUAAGAGGAAUUACUCAAGUUGAUAAAAAAAUCAAUUUGAAUUGAAUACACUAUACCUAUUCAUCAAGACUUUACAGUGGUUCUUUGUCUUGCAUGUUUUUUAUUUUCAUUUUGGACAAGGGCUAUUUUUCCAAUGAGCUCCUCAUAAACUGUAUAAAGAAGUUUGAAUUUUGUAAGUCAAGUAGAGUUUUAUUGUAUCAAUGGUGCCUGAAGAGUACUGGACUGAAUGUGUGUUAGAAUGACAUAAAAUCGCGAAAAACCAGUUUUUACACCCCCCCCCCCCCCCCCGAAGCUGAAAUUGAAAUGGAAAUUUAUUUUAUAAUUAAUUAUUCAUUUUUUUUUAAUGGAAAUUAUUUCUUAUUUUUUUCUUGAAAGUUGAACUUGAAAUGAAUAAAUUUUUUGUAUGAAUAAGUACCUGGUGGUAGACGUUUUAUGGUCAUUAUAAAAAUUACAAAGGGCUUUACUCUUCAAAAUUUUGUUCAUUCAUUGAUGGGUAACUCAUAAUUGGAAUUUUCUUAUUCAGUUUCGUUUUUUUAUUUUUAUUAUCAAUGUCCAUGUAUUAUUCGACUACGUACUUGUUCAUUAGUAUGUGGUACAGUAUUUAUGUAUUGAUAUUAUGUAAGGAUCAAUUUUGAAUUUUGUUUCAAAUUUCCUUAUUCGUUUUUUUAUAUUUUUAUUUAUUCACUCCCUUACUUACGUCGUCGUGGUCAAUCGCCCCGUCGCCGCGGAGAAAAAUAAAUGCACCCCAUCCACCUGCAAGCUGCAAAAUAACUCUGGUCGAGUAAAUGGCGAUAAGAAUGUUUACUUAUACUUUGUACCAGGUUACUGAUAAUCGCUAAAUAAUCGCCAAAUCGGAAUUCAGAAUAAUCUCCGACUUCAGUUGAGUUGAGGAAUAAUAAAAUAAUAAUAUGGUGUCAUUUUGUUUGAGAGUAUGAAUAUUGAAUAUUAAAUGGUGCAUGUCCAACGCAAAGCAAAAUAUAGAAGGAGCGGAAGCGGAAUGAUUACGAAUUAGGCUUGGGCUCUGGCUUCGAAAAAUUCCGACGACUUCGAUCAAUUUUAUUAAGGUAUGAUUGUAUCCAGUUUAUUGAUAUUUUAUAUAGAAAAUCGAAACGUCGCUAUUAAAGUACAUACAUUAGCGUCGUUUUGGUACCUAUGUACUUCAUUUAAAUCAACGAAUAAUUUUUGUUCCAGGUCUCCAUCACACUUACAAAAAUCUCAAAAUGUGCAAAAAGUUGUCAAAUGUUUACGAUCUUAUUUAUCCUAGUCCGGUAACUCUGAAAGAGAUUGCAUCCGCCGCAGUAGCAAUGAAAUUAUUACGUGACAGAAUCAAAGAACAUUUCUCGAGUAAUGCUCCGAAAGAGGUCUAUCUUGAAUAUUUUGACAUACGUUACCGGACAAUUUCAUUGCGGAGCGUAUUUCCUAAUCUGCUACCAUUGCCCUCAACAGUUCAUCCCAUGGUUGAAAAGAGUUUUAAUAAAAUUCGACUCACAUUAUGUUGUUGGACUUGGGCCACGGAGCUUUUUCAACCUUGGCUUGAAAUGGAUUAUAUUGCUUGCACAUUUAACGGUAAUAUUCAUCAUGAUAAAAUUGCGAAACGAGUGGUCCUCAGCGAAGAAGUUAGCAAUGAAAUCAAGUUUGAGACUGCUUGCCACUUUUGUUUCGAGGAUGAUAUUGUUCGAAUUUGGCCAUCUGUAUCAGAACACUUCAACUUGAGUGAUAUUGAUUUUGAUGAACAACCUUUAUUGUAUUACUGGAUUUGCCGCAUGAAAAAUGAAUUACACAAAAUACCCUUAUCUGGUUACAAUUACGCUGAUUUCGAUGAAAAACUCCUUCAAAUUCUUGGUUGUAGAAUUAAGAAUUGGCGUUCUGUCGAAUAUUUCUGGAAUCGUUUGAAGCUUAAGGAAAGUAGAAUAGAAACUGCAGUUCAUUUACUUGUAUUCAACGCGCAUGUAUUCUGUAGAUAUAUACUUGCAAGGUUGAGUAAAGAAGAAUUUGAUGCAUUGAUGGCUCUUAAAGGCAGUGAAAUAAUGUUCUUAUUACUGAGGCAAACGUACAAUAUAGAUGACGACGGAUGUCCUGUUAUAAAGGAUAUUAAAAGGCAUUGCAUUUUAGCUGCAUGGAAAUUUAUCAGACAUAAAAUAAGCGAUGUAGAUUUUAUUCCCUUUGCUAAGAAGGUAUUCAAAUGUCAAACUGAAAACUCUGGUCAAAUUCCAAAUGACCAGUUUUUUUCUUACGAGUUUUGGAAUAAUACUCCUGAUCAUUUGAAACAGUUGGUAAUCCGAGAUUGUUUAGAUGACCGUUCUUUGUAUGUGAAGCAAGCCGGUAAUCCAUCUGAUAGAAAUGUCUGGUUUUUAUUGUGUGUGCUAAAGGAAAUUCCCUUCGAGGCCAGAAGCACUUUUUGGCGUGAAAAUUGGCAUAUUUUGUUUUGUAAAGUAAGAGCAGAAGAUUUACAAGAAAUACUCACACUUUGCUGUAAGGAUAACGACGAAAUUAUUCUGUUCAAAGAAAAUCAUUUGUCUGGAUACGAAAACGUUAGAUCACAUGGCUUGAUGUACAUGGAAGAUACGCGUUUGCAGGAGUUAGAUGAAUUUCUCAAUUUCUGUUGCCGGGAAAAGGAAUCCAUUUCAGCGUUCAAAGUGAAAUUAUUGAACGAAUACAUGAAUUCUCUUCAUGAUAUUUAUCUUGUAGAUAGGGACAUUUUUUCAUUUCACGAUUUUAUUAUCAAAGCUCAUUCGCUGAGUUUAUUCAUCAAUGAAGCCUUUAAUGACGUCCAUCUCGCUGCUGAUUUCAAACAUAAAAUUCUGUUGGCACCCAGAACGAUCAGAACGUUGUGUAAGUGGGUAGUUCGCAACUUCAAACUGGAGGACCUAAUGCAAUUUGUCGAUAUGUUUGUAAUACCUGAGCAAGCGGUUGAUUUCAAAGAACAUCACUUUUUGCCUGCCCUUGUGAAUUAUCUUUCAAACGGAUCUGAUUUCAGUUUCGCAUUCGAAAAUGCUGGAUUUCAAAGGUUUAUGGAGUGGUGUUUAGGCAGUGAGGAAAAAAUUGCGGAAUUCAAACGAACGUUGCCUUUAUAUGAAAUUAUUAACCACGUAACCCUAGACGAAGAAGAAAUAAAUCUUUAUGAUAUGGAUGAGGGGUGUUAUGGACGAAUACGAUUAACAAGUUUAUAUCCUGACCUCAUUAAAUUUUUGGAAUGGUAUUUUUCUUCACCCGAAGAAGUAGCAGAGUUUAAAAAGAGAGUUGUUUGGUUUGAAAAAUACGCCCCAUUUUUAUAAAAUUGUUGUUCGUUUCUUUUAUAAAUAAUUACGAAUUUUUUUAUUUUCUCAUUUUUUUAAGAUGUAACCUUACAGUAAGUUCCUUCUUAUUUUGUAUUUUGAAUACUCUGUGUUUUUGUGAAUAAAAAAUGAAAUAAUUUUUAAAGUGCGCAGGUACAGCUAAAAAAAAAAAAAAAUUGAACCUAGUAUACCUAGCGUAUUCCGAAUGUAACCGCAAAAUUUAAUUUAACACAAGUAGGUCUUCGCGUAUUUCUUUCAUUAACGGUGAAUUAAACUGCUUUUUGCUUAUCGCCCCCUUUAAAAAUCAUAUUUUUAACCAACAACGAUUUCAUUACUUAUGCAAAUUUUUUAAUAAGGUUUCUUCGCUGAAAAUAAUUAUUAAAAACGACAAACUCAAAAUGAAAUUAGGAUUUAUUAAAAUUUUACUAAAUAACAAAAUCUUAAACAUGAAGUAAACAAUAUAACAUCAUAUUAUGAACAAAAGUAUAAUACACAAAAUUCUUCCAGCUUCUUUUCUCGCAGGUAUGUAUUUUAUAAUUUGAAAAAAAAAAAAAAUCAAAAUUUUGUCAAUACCAAUAACGAAAACCAGUUUCGUAAGCAUUCCAACACAGAUAACAAACCCUCGAACUUUUUAUCCAGCAAUAUAGUAAGUAAAACUUACAUUAGAAUAAUAGAUAAUUGAAAAAUAAAACAGCCUUUUGCAUUAAGUUUAAAAGGAAAAAAAAUAAACGUAAUAACAACUUUACAUACAAACUUAAGUAAGCACCAUAAUCGUAUACGUGAUUUCAACACGAAUGAAAGUUUCACUUACACUGUUGAGCAAUUUAGCGUGUAAGAAAGCUUUUUAUACAAAAUUCCAGCUCAUUGCCAGUACGAGAAAAAAUGGCUUAGGUAUCAGUCUUUCUCAUAACGAUUUUCAAUUUUUUUUUUUGUACAAAAAGAGUACCGUAAUAAAAAGAGGGGUAAGUAUAGAAAUUUAUAAAAAUAUUCCAAACGAGGAUUUUUAACAAAAUAAAAAAAUAUACGCCGAAUGUAAACAAUACUGUUAGAUAAAAAAUAAAUAAAAACUGUGUUUAAUAAAAAUAAUAGAAAAAAAAUAAGUUCGCGUUAAACAUAGAAAAAAAAACGAAAAAAAAGAACAACUGCAUAUACAAAUAUAAAAAUACAUACGAUAAAAGAAAGAAAAA
Planococcus citri (citrus mealybug) is the source of this 10457-nucleotide messenger RNA. RefSeq lists its product as uncharacterized. The coding region runs from base 190 to 2337 and encodes 715 amino acids. The record is from RefSeq and is a predicted model, not a curated record. The transcript has 2 exons. Lineage: Eukaryota; Metazoa; Arthropoda; Insecta; Hemiptera; Pseudococcidae.